Molecule: messenger RNA, 4214 nt
Organism: Anopheles bellator
Lineage: Eukaryota; Metazoa; Arthropoda; Insecta; Diptera; Culicidae
Gene: Snx27
Product: sorting nexin-27
Exons: 5
Coding region: 507-2084 (525 amino acids)
Biological process (GO): signal transduction; intracellular protein transport
Cellular component (GO): early endosome
Molecular function (GO): protein binding; phosphatidylinositol-3-phosphate binding
Source: RefSeq, a predicted model, not a curated record
CCUUUUUCGCAGGAAUCCUUGUGUGUAAAAUGCAAAAUGUGUAAAUUUAUGUCCUUCUCAGAUUAAUUCGUCUUAUUGCAAGCAUUUUCUGAGAGUGAACGAAAAGUGUGGCACUAUAGGCGAAGAUGCAUCGGCUGAGAUGCUUCCAGGAAAAGGGCAUCGUGUUUCAGUGGUGGUGAAGGGUUACUCAGUUCGCGAAGAAGUGCUAAAAGGGUGUUCCUUCGUCGUCCGUAUGUAGUGUCAAUUCAAUUAUAGUGCAAGAUUUGGAAUCGAGGAAUCGCUAAAACUGUGCGACGAAGCAACCCACGGGUUGUUCCUGCGAUUGUGCUUUUGUGCGCGUGUGUGGCGUGUGCAAAGAAAUCGGUGCAAAGAUUGCUGGAAGGUGCCGUGGCAAAGGAAAGAAUCUCAUUUCGCGCCCCUCCUGAAGGGCUUUCAAGUCCACUUUAUGCGCUGAAGCAAAUUCGCGAACGGCAGAGAACCAUCCAUCGUCGUUUCCACCGUCCAGUAUGGAAGCGAAAAAUGGCAAAUCCGGUCCAACAACCAUGUCGCAGACUACGGGCGGCGGUGGUGGAGGCGGAGGAAUCACGGCGAUGAAGAACGGAAUGAAAGACAACUUGAACGGUCCUCGGGUGGUCACAAUCUACAAGACGGAAACCGGUUUUGGGUUUAAUGUCCGCGGACAAGUAAGCGAGGGAGGGCAACUACGAUCAAUCAACGGGGAGCUCUAUGCACCAUUGCAGCACGUCAGCGCCGUCUUGGAUAACGGGGCCGCGGAGCAAGCCGGCAUCAAGAAAGGCGACAGGAUUCUGGAAGUCAAUCACGUAAAUGUGGAAGGGGCCACCCACAAGCAGGUGGUAGAUCUCAUCAAAUCCGGCGGCGAUACGCUUACGUUGACCGUCAUUUCAGUCACACAGCAGGAAGCGGAACGCCUAGAGCCUACGGAAGAUCCGGGCGGAUACUCGUACAUUGACUACUCCGAGAAGCGCAGCUUGCCGAUCAGCAUUCCCGACUAUAACAUCAUUCACCGGGGCAAUGAACGAUACGUUGUGUUCAACAUCCACAUGGCGGGCCGGCAGCUGUGCUCGCGCCGAUAUCGCGAGUUCUCGAAUCUUCACCAGCACCUGAAGAAGGAGUUUUCGGGCUUCAACUUUCCGAAGAUGCCCGGCAAGUGGCCAUUCCAACUAAAUGAGCAACAGCUGGAUGCGCGGAGACGCGGGCUGGAGCAGUACCUGGAAAAGGUAUGCGCCGUGCGGGUGAUCGCCGAGUGUGACGCCGUGCAGGAGUUCCUCACGGAUUCGGCCGACGACGUGGCGGCUUCACCGGUCGACAUAAAGAUUAUGCUGCCGGACCACGCCGUGGUGACCGUGUCGGUGCGGAAAUCUGCCAACGCGCAGCUGGUGUGGGAACAGCUAGUGCAGCGGGCCAACCUGACCUCGUACACCCAGCAGUACUUUUAUCUCUUUGAAAUCGUCGAGUACAACUUCGAGCGCAAGUUGCAACCCCACGAAAUCCCCCAUCAGUUGUACGUGCAGAACUACAGUACCGCCUCCAGCACCUGUCUGUGCGUGAGACGAUGGUUGUUUUCGAUUGAACGAGAAGUGUCCCUUCCGGUCGGAGAGCAGGCGGCCAAGUUUAUCUUCUACCAGGCCGUCGAUGAGGUAAAUCGUAGCAAUAUCCGAGCGGACGGACGGCUGUACGAGCUGAAGGCGCUGCAGGACUCGAAGAAGGCGGACGAAUAUCUGUCGCUGGCGCGAACCCUUCCCGGUUACGGUGAUAUAGUGUUUCCGCACUGUGCGUGCGACAGUCGCAAGGAAGGGCAUGUGGUGCCGGCGGUGGGUAUGAAAAGUUUCCGAUUACACGCUUGCCGUGAGGAUGGCGCAUUGGAGGCCCAGACGGUCGAGCUGCAGUGGGCCACGAUUUCGCGAUGGGAAAGUGACGAAGAGUCGAUGGCAUUUUGCUUCCAGUACAGUCGUUCGGAUAAACCGCCCCGAUGGGUAAAAGUGUUUACGCCAUACCAUGCAUUCCUUGCUGACUGUUUCGAUAGGAUAAUGGAAGAGCGAGCCUGGGAUGACACAGGAGAGUAAGGUCCUCCGCCCGGUGGGGGAUUUUGUUUCGCAAACUUUGCGUAGAAAGGCCACUAAUCGGUGCAAAUGAGAUCAUGGAGCGGCCCGUGAGAAUGAAGAGUCAUCUAAAGAGUGAAACAAUUGCACGCCGCUUAAACUGUUCGGUGUCGGUAUGGUGGAAAAGAAAAUUGUUAUUGCAUUGAUUACCGAACGGGAUGAACGAACUCAAAACACUAUUGCGGAACAAAAUUAGAAACAAAAAGAAUCUGGUGAGCAUUGCACCAAUAGAGAUCGCGGUUCCCCAGAUGUUGUUAUGAUAAUUGAUAGCCAAGUGAGUAUUUUGAGAAACCUACUUCUGCUGCUUACCGUGUUGCAACAAAACCAAGAGCAUUCCAAAAGAGGGCUGCACGCAAGAGGGAAUAUCACUGCGGAUACAUAACGGAUGUACCGCGAUUAGAGUAGAGAAACAGUAGCGACUGACCGGUGGCAAUGCAAAUCGUCUGAUUGGACCAUUCAAACACUUUUCUCGAAAUAGUGAAACGAUAGCUCUCUCACUCUCUGUAGCCACUAUUUGUUUUUAGUAGAAUCAUUCAACACUCACAUUGUCUCAUAAAUUACAAACCCAUGUUCUCCCAGUUCCUCGCACCGACCAACUGCAUACUAACAUAGUCAUGCUUCAGUCUUCAGUGAAUCCUUCCGCAGCGCCACAGGUACUGGAGGCAAGUGGCCAGGAUGGAUGCCUUGGAGCGUACGUCUCUGCGAAAUUUGUUCAAACAUCCACCACCUUCUACGUGUGUUGUCGACUUGGGGGGAUUUAUGAGUUUAUAAUUUAAUUUUCUGUGAUACGGUCUCUUCUCUUUCCAAGAAAAGGUCUAUGUUUGCAGAGUACGCGUAAGAAAAAGGCAUAUCAUAAGGAGGUGGCCAUUAAGUAAACCCUGCUUGCAACGGAUUCACUGUAGAGUGUGAUAAGAAUUAACAAAAAAAAAUCACCCAUUCGGCCGUACAUGAUGUCAUUAGCUUUGACGUAGUGACUAGAAAAUCCUGCAUAGUAUUACUAGUUUGUCUAUUAAGCGUAGAGUAAAGGUUAGGAAAAUUUGCUCCGGCGACCUGCGGACACCAAGCAGCACAUUCCAAUUCGAUUAUGUUUUUGGUCAAUUGGAAAUUGGGAAUAAAAGUGCCGAACUGUGGCACUGUGCUAUCUGCUGCCACGAUUGUUUGCAGCAUUACUGACACAUGCGACACAUGCAUGGGGAUGAACUUAAAAUAGGAAAAGAAGAUAGGCCAAACGACCGGCAAUGACUAACAAGGGGAGAAUUGGAAAAAGAUGAUCGAUGAUUUUCCGCUUGAAAUUCCUGCUUUGAACACCGAACUUAGUAUCUCAAUCUGUUUAAGACAAUUAAAACACCAACAAUAUCUUAUGGAUGGUUGGAAAUGUGCACCGAUAACGAUGAUAUUCGUAUGUAUUAAAUAAACACCCGUUUGUGGCUCCAAGCGAAGAAGACGUGAAACUAGUUCGAACAUGUACAUAACUUAAAUCCUUCACAUGAACAGAGAGCGGAAUGGAGAACAACGAUUCGUGGAAAUGGAAUGAUUUCAAUGGCUCGUUACGACUCAUACUGAAUACCCACAAUUACUUGUUCGACAGCGAAGGACGAGCAGAUGGACCGAUUGAAGUGACCCAAAUUUGAGACUCGAUGCGAUUGGAGUCACUGAAAGAUUACCCUUUCGCCACUCCUUUUCAAUGGCAUGGCCCCAAAGCAAAACAGAGCGCUCCCACCAAUUGCGUGUAGAGUGACCCGCGGAUAAGUAUGGUGUUAGCGUAACCGGCUUUGUCGGGUUUAAGGUAUGACUUACGCGAAUCUUGCAAGAUACUGUGAGAGAGAUAGAAAGAGAGAUACUUUGCAUGCGGUUUAUGCUCCGAUCCGAUCCCCCGAUCUCCCCGAUGGUCCAGGGAAUUAUGUUAGAUAAGUCAAUACGAAACAAUGGUAGUUGCAAUGGUUAAAACACUUUAAAAAUCGAAAAUGCCCCGAUGAAACCUGACACACAUACAUAGAUUAUAACGAAGGCAUUCGACUAAGCAUUAUUACACGCAAAAGAUCAUAAUUUAUUAUAUUUCAAAGUGAUACUAUAUAAAAUUUUAAAGUGAUGCUA